CUCGUUUGGAAGCGAUUGGGGUACCUGACACGCCCUUGGCCUGUUGGGCUAACCAGAACUCCUUUACUCGACCAAUUGAUUCAUCGUUACUCAUCGAUGGAGCCCGACGGCACUUCUCUGGCCCGCACGGUAUCCCACCACCCCACCUACCCCCCUCCCCGCCCUCCCAACCAGGACACCGUAAGCCGUGCGGCGCCGCAAGCGCCUCAGAACGAGCGAUCCCAGAGCAACAUCAGCCAGAUCAGCGAGGCAUUAAGGGACGAGAACUUCUUCAACUUCACCGACGGGAGCUUCGUGUGGACCUUUGGGGAUAACUACUGCGGCCAAGUGCUCAAUGAGGGGACAGGUGCGGUGCCAGUGGCAUGUGGCAGUUUCGAUGGACGGAUGGACGGAUGGACGGAUGUGUGUCUGUGUGUGUGUUAAGAGCCGGUUCGGCAGCCUGUGUUGCUGACCAAGCUACGGAAGCAGCGGAUACUCAAGGUGGCGUGCGGCUUCGAAACCACAUGGAUCAUCGGCGACAACGGAGGUACGCCACCCAACCGACGCGCCAACCGACCAAGGCACUCUCCCUCUCUGCGUGCCUGUGUUGGCCUGUUGUGUGUGUGUGUGUGUGUGUGGUUCAGAUGUGUGGGCAGGCGGCAGCAACGACAGCGGUCAGGUGACGGGUCUGAUGGAUGACGAAUACGACAUGGCCGAGCAGGACGAGGCCAUGCAACCAACAGAGGGACCACCCACUGGAGAGAACGACAACAAGCGGCCCAGGUCCGCACCCACAACGUCGCGGGGCGCACCCGACUCCAUCAAUCACGCCAAGCGGCUCGAGCUUAGGGUGGGUGGGCAAUGGGCAGGCAACGAAUUGGAGUGAGCCCGUGUGAUUGAGAGGUGUGAUGGUCUGUGUGUUGUGGCCCGCCUAUCUGUCAGGAGAAUCAGAAGGUGCGGACGUUGCAGAGUGGGCGGGACCACACCGUGGCCGUGCUCGACUCGGGAGGUACACAUGCGUGCCGACACUCCAACAAAUGCAUCCUGAGAUGAGAUGGCACGUGCCGUCGUCCUUGUUCCAUCCAGUCGCCCUGUCUUUUGGCUCCAACGAGUUCGGCCAGCUGGGUCACGGCACGCCGCCCAGCAUACAAAGGUCCGUCAAUGGCCGACACGUACACACCAUGACUGUACACUCUGAUGGAUGGACCGAUCGACCUGUGUGUGUUGCAUCCAUGUGUAGGUGCAAGGCUGGAGUGAUGCGUGUGUCGCCUGGUUCAAAGGUGCAGUCGGUGGCAUGUGGCCAGGGCUUCACCAUUGUGCUGAUGGCGACGGGGCAGCUGCUGAGCUGCGGCGACGGGGGCCAAGGAUGCCUCGGACACGGAAGCCUCGAAAGCAGGUACGUCACGAUGACCACAUGCAGAGAGAGAUGUGCUUGUCUAAGUCUCUUACCUCCCACCCCACAGGAGCGCCCUUGGUCCGAUUCCUACAUUGAUGGGCAUGCCGAUGAACCAGGUGGCGUGUGGCGUCAACCACUGCAUGGCGCUGAGCAUCACUGGGGAGGCCUAUGGGUGGGGGAAAUGCCGAGACGGACAGCUGGGCCUGGGCGACACUGUCAGCGACGACAAGAAGCUCGUGCCGUGCCGGGUGCCGAUCGAAAGGGCCAAGUACGUCGCCUGUGGGGGCGCUCACAGCGCCAUUAUCGCGCGCAAAGGACGGUGAGCGAAAGAGACAAGGGCAGAGGGUUGCUGUGUCUACUUUCUUUUCAUGAGCCCCUCUCUCUCUGUUGGCUGCCGUGAAGGCUUCUGAUGACGGGCAGCAACAAGUACGGCCAGCUCGGUGCACCAACAGGUUGGUACAUACCUCCCUCCCUCCCUCCCUCCUUACACAAGCACACCACCCGAAGGAACGAAGCACCAUCCUCCCUCCCUCCCUCCCUGUCUGUGUCUGUGUCUGUGUGCAGGUUUGGUUGAGGACCGUCGCGAGUUCGCCCCUGUAGAGGCGUUGGCUGAGAUGAAGAUCCGCAUUGCCCAGCUGGGGCUGCGGCACACACUCUGCAUCACCUACAUGGGCACACUGCUGGCAUUCGGAUGCAACCAACACGGGCAACUCGGCAUCGGUCUGACAGACAGACAGACAGACAGACAGACACGAAAAGAGAAAAGACCAAUCAAUUCAGCUCUCUGCUAUGCCAUCCGUUGCUGCGUGUGUGUGGCCUACAGGUUCUGAUGAAGCGUUGGUGUGUCAGCCGACGGAGAUCACAUUCAAAGGUACCUAGCCCUCCCACCGACGGACGGGUCAUGCGUCCGUCGUCUCGGAUGAGGAUCUCUCCUCCCCUCUCUGUGCUGUGCGAAGAUGUGCCCCACCAGCGGCAGUUCUUCUUCUCCCUCUCGUCGGGUCAGGACCAUGCCAUCGCCGUCGCAACCAGCGACCCGCCGCUGCGCGUCAAAAAGGGUGGGUACACACACGCACACACACACACACACACAGAGAGAGAGAGGGCAUCUGGGCAGCAGCAGACAUGUGUGAUGCGAUGUGAUGUGUAAGUUAGGUUCGGGUACACGUGAGAUCGACGAGUGGUUGGCCAAGGAGAGGAGCAUGAUCCGCACUUUCUCCGACUACCGCAACGAGAAGGGCCUGCGGCUGUCGGACUUCCCCCGAUACGUUUCCUCAGACCUCUCACCCAUGAGGAAGGUCAGACAGACAGACAGACAAACAGACAGACAGACAGACAGACAGACAACCAGUCGCCGACCAAGGCACGGCACAGAGGAACAACACAAACACGUAUCGGUUGUGUGCAGGCACUGAGGGCGUUCGCGUCGAGCGUCGAGUCUGGCACUGGUGGGUGGCUGGCUCGGGGCAUCCAUAUUAUAAACGUUUGUGUGGAUCCACCUACCUACCUAUCUCUGUGUGUGUGUGUGCAGGUGUGACGGCUCAGGAGCUGCGAGAGGUCAUCGACGCCCACUCCCUUGACAUCAUCCCACUCAAACACCAACUCCACGUCAUCCUCGUAAUCAUAACACACCCACACCACACCCACACCCCCAAGCACGCCGCCACCUGCCUGCAGUGUGCAGUGCACUCACUCUCCCGCCCCUCUGUCGUGUCCCAGGCCGAUGUGCACACGAUGAACGCCUCAUUCCUUGUCGGAGGUCAGUGAGCAUACACACAGACAGACACACACACAGGCAGAAACGACGCAGUAGCUAAAGAGCACCAGUCGAUGUGUGUCUUGUUUGUGCACAGUGAAGCGAAAGCUGUUUGACGCUGAGGGUCUGGAGAGCGCCUACAGACAGCUGUUCGCACUCUCGCAGAUCGCCGACAUCAUUCCAGAACUCAUCUCGCACUUCGAAAAGGCACAAAACACAACAGAACGCAAUCAUACUCAACAGACACAUGGAUGGAUGGAUGGAUGGCUGCAGUGUCUGAUGUCGGUGGCCACCUACGAGAAGGAGCUCCGCACCAGCGACCAACUCCGCUUCAUCAUGGAAAGCAACCCAAGAGAGAGAGAGAGAGAGAGGCAAAACGACCGAGCCAUCCAGAAACACGCCCCGUGUGUUAUGUGUGUGUGUGCGCGCGGAUGUCUGCAGAUCAUUCUGCAGUGUCCGCUGUUUUCGGUGCCGACGAGCCUGACAGUGCCGCUGAUGGCCAAGCUGGCCGAGGUGACGUUCAAGCUCAGCCAGAGGGGCAAGGAGACACUCGUGCGCAUGGCCAAGGAAGACACCACGGUCAGUCUGUGCACCCACUGACUUAGGGAGGGAGGGAGCGAGGGAGGGGGAGGGACAGAGAGCGGGCUUGGCACACAUGAAUGUCAUCCUCUCCGUGUUGUGUGGUGUUUUGAUUUGUUCAGCCUGAGGUGUUUGGUGGUCGUCUGGUGGCCCACGUGGUGGCGUACCUCAACCACCAGAUCGAGCACCACACACCCCACUACAGGCAGCUCGAGCGAAUCUGGUAUGUAUACGUGGAACGAAGAGACAGAUACCUACGGAUGGACAUCAAUCACAUCUGCGCUCCAUCCACUCACUCCACGUGGGUGUCUGUCGUUUGCGUGUGGUGUGCAUGUCAUGUGUGGCCACCUAGGCAUGCGGUGCAUCUGCUUCAGCUCUUGUACUUGGCCAAUUGGGAGUGCGCCAAGGAGAGAAAGGUCGACGAAAACGGAGGUAGGUGAGGUCAGUCAGUCAGUGCAUCCCUCCCUCGCCGACAGGCCCGACAGACAGACCCAACACACCACCACACCACACACAUCACAUAGCUCAGUCAGCUCGCCUCCCUAUGUUAUGUUUCCCUUUGUGUGUGCAGCGUCUCGUGACUUCCGCAUUCCGCUGCAGCGGUUCCACCUGGACGGCAUCACGCGCUUCAUCGACGUGGUGUCUGAGUGCAAGAUGUUCUACGAACUGUUCCGCGACCCCAAGCACCAGGACCAGGAGGGCCACCGGCUGGCCUGGCGGCCCCAACAGGUCCUCACCGUCUCGCAGCUCAACCACUCCAACACCUUCUUCCUGGCGCACCACAACCUCUGCCCCUUGCCGUACAAGCGGAAGGCGCUGCGGGUGGAGGCCGGGCGAUAUCAGGAGGAGUACAUGGUGCGGUCGCUCAUACAGAUGGAGAUUCCCUACUUCGUCGUCACCGUGCAGAGAGACAACCUCCUCAACGUACAGACAGGCGGCAGACGCCCACACACACACACACGUGUGUGCAGUAGAGUGACGGUGCGAGUGUGUGUCGUGUCGUUGUGUGCAGACGGCUUUGGCGCGCAUAAUGAGCGUGGCUCAGGGUUCGCCCCACGAGUUCAUCAAGCCGCUCAAGAUCAAGUUUGAGAACGAGGAGGGCGUCGACGAGGGCGGCGUGCUGCGCGAGUUCUACCGGCUCAUCACCCAGGAGGUCCUCAACCCGGACUUCGGCAUGUUCGUAUACAACGAACAGAUACGCACCAUCUGGUUCAACAGGUCAGACAGACAACCCAACACACUUUCGCGCCGCGCCGCGCCGCACGGGGGAGGGCACCCUUAUCUAUGUAUCUGUUGGGCUGGUGUUGGUGUGCCCGUGUGCUGGCUGUAUGGGUGCAGGUUGUCUCUUGACGACAACCUGUCGAUGUUUGCCUUUGUCGGCAUCCUCCUGGGGCUGGCGCUAUACAACAGUGAGUGCAGUGAGCCACAUGACACAGACGGAAGGAACACCUGACAUGACUGACACACAACACACUCCCUCAGCACACUCACUGCAGUCAUCCAAGAGUGCGUGGCUGUCCCCGUCUGUUUGUGUCCCCCGCAUAUAUAUCAGAUGUGUUGUUGGAGCUGCCCUUCCCUCUCGCCCUCUACAAGCUGCUGCAGCACGAACCCAUCGGUACGUGCCCUUUGAGACACACACUGCGGCGGCGCACGAGACCGCCACACCCAUGGUCGUCCCAUCGAUGGGUGUUCUAUCUGAGUCGCUCAGGUCUUGAGGACUUGGCGGAUACCUUCCCCGACCAGGCGCACAGCUUCGUGAGCGGACCUGAUUGAUUGCAGCCAUGGGGAAAGAAAGAGAGUGUGUGACUGACUUGUGUGCACUGCACGUUUGUGUGUGUCUGUAAUGGUAUGGUUGCAGCAACAAAUACUCGACCACCAGCCGGGCGAGGAGGUGAGCAAACGCACGCAGAGAGUAUAAGGCCAGGGAAGGCCAGGCUAGGGAGGCCAGGAAGGUCGAGCCAGCCGGGGAGAGUUGCGAGCUAGUCAAAACUCCCCCGGGAGGGCUUGAACCUCCGACCUUGCGGUUAACAGCCGCACGCUCUAACCAACUGAGCUACGGAGGAUGCAUAUUGGUAGGUGGACACCUCCCAGUACAUCCCUGUGUUUGUUCUCUUCGUUGCCGGCGUUCGUGUCAGUUUGACGCGGCGUUUGGUGAGCUGCCAUUCGAGGUGACGUUCGAUUACUUCGGCGAGACCAAGGUGAGCGCAAGGCAGGCAGGCCAAUCGAUGGGCAAUGAGCAGCAGGACGGCGAUGGGUAGAUCUGUCUUUCUCUGACUGUGUGUGUGUGUGUGUGUUGUGUGUCAGACUGUGGAGCUGACAGAGGGCGGGUCUGAGAAGACACUCACAUACGACAACAGACAGGUCACACACAGACACGGACACGCACACAGACAGGCAGACAGACAGACAGACUGACACAUUCGGCCACGCAAUUGUCUGUCUGCUUUGACUGACUGUCUUGUUCUGUCUGUCUGUCUGUGCACAGGAUUAUGUGGAGCUCUACACUCGUUACCUGUUGGUGGACAGCGUCAAGGAGCCCAUCGAGCGCUUCUGCAAGGGAUUCAGGGGCGCCGCCCAUUCGGAGCUCAUCACUGUCGUCACGCCCAGCGAGCUGCAGCUCCUGAUGUGCGGGACGCCGCAGCUGGACUUUGAGGAGCUGAGGAAGGGUGCACGCUACGACGGCGGCUACACUCCCGACCACCCAUACAUCAACACCUUCUGGCAAAUCCUCAUGGUAUGCAUGUCAGCUCAGCGCAGCGCACCCCACACUGUGACACUGCCGUCCGGUCCGGUGUGAUGUGAUGCUGGGUUGCCAUGGUUGGUGAUGUGUGGCUGCAGAGUUUUGAUCAGGAGCACAAGCGCAAGUUCCUGAUCUUCUGCACCGGCAGCGACCGAGCGCCGCUGGGCGGCCUCGAGGAUCUGAGAUUGCUCAUACAGCGCAACGGCACUGAGCCGACGGUGCGGCUGCCGACGGCAUACACGUGUUACAACGCCCUGCUGCUGCCCGAGUACGCUGACGGCGACAAACUGCAGAAGCUGCUCGUGCAGGCAAUCGAGCAGGCCGAGGGAUUCGGACUCAGAUAGAUAGAACGAGGCAGGCAGACAUUUGGGGAGGCCGGUUGGUUGGUUGGCGUAUGUAUUUGUGAGGGGUGUGGUGUGCGCUGCGCGUUUUUUGUCGCGUGUGUCGCUGGAUGUGAUGUGGGCUGCUGCUUCCGUGCCUCCAUACCUACCCUACCUACCUGGCUGGCUGCAGUCACUGGUGUGUGCAGACCAGACCCCGACCGAC
Messenger RNA from Vitrella brassicaformis, 6993 nucleotides. NCBI's taxonomy places the organism in Eukaryota, Vitrellaceae. The record is from the annotation of a GenBank genome assembly.